Monopterus albus (swamp eel) is the source of this 3415-nucleotide messenger RNA. It is a transcript of the gene ano9b, whose product is annotated as anoctamin 9b. Gene Ontology annotation, molecular function: protein dimerization activity; chloride channel activity. Gene Ontology annotation, cellular component: plasma membrane. The transcript has 24 exons. Gene Ontology annotation, biological process: chloride transmembrane transport. Lineage: Eukaryota; Metazoa; Chordata; Actinopteri; Synbranchiformes; Synbranchidae. The coding region runs from base 278 to 2677 and encodes 799 amino acids. The record is from RefSeq and is a predicted model, not a curated record.
ACAGUGACGUCAGCGGCUUCAGGUGGAGCGGCAUCUUACACCUUUCACACGCGCACUUAAACGUGGUGCCGUGCUCACCUGUAAAUAUACGGAAGUGAAGUGAAGAGAAGGGUUAUUGAUUAGGUGAAUGUUUAAUAUUUGUUUAUGACGGACGUUACUGCUUCAUGUAAACGACAAAGGUGUGAUGGAGCUGCAGCGUCACUGAAACGGAUACAGCUGCUGGACAUAGUUUUCUCUUCUGACCAAUCUUCACGUGAACUCUGGAACAACCUCCGACAUGUUCUCCACAACCCGCGAGCAAGACAUGGAGCUGUGGGACAGACAGAAGGAUGGUAACUGCACUGAGCCUUUACUUCCUUUUACGCCUCCUCAGAGGACAUUUGAUUAUGUCCUGGUGGCCCACAAGGUGGAUGAUGACAAAGACCAGAGGGCUCAGAGACAGAGAGCCUUCAUCCAGGAACUCGAGAAGAAAAACAUCAGCAUCACUACACUUCUCCAUGAGAACAAACUGUUCUUCGGCCUGCGUGCUCCCAGGGGGAUGUUUGAAGACUACCAGUAUCUGCUCAAAGUCUCCGACUCCUGCAACCCUUAUUCUGAAACAAGGGGAGAUGUCAGUGAGACUAAAGUCUCUUACCCCCGCAGCCUUUGUUCUGAAACAAGUAGAGCUGUCAGCCAGACUACCAGGAUCCGAAUUGUCCAUUUCAUCCUUCAUCAGACCUUCAUCAACACAGGAGAGAACCUGGAGGAACUGCUGAAAAGCAAUGUGUUUGAAACCGAGUUCUGCCUCCAUGAGAGAAAGAUGCAGAAAGGGCUGACCAAGAAGUGGGCUCGAUGGGCGCUUCUGUGUAAAGGACAACCAAUUAGUGAUGUCAAGUCUUACUUUGGAGAGAAGGUGGCUCUGUAUUACCUGUGGCUGGGCUGGUACACCAGGCUGCUGGCUCCAGCUGCUGCUGUAGGUGUUGUGGUGUUUCUUUAUGGACUUGCCUUUUUUAACACCAGCCCUCUCAUAAAGGAAGUGUGUCACUCCAACAUCACAAUGUGCCCUCGCUGUGAUAACAACUGUAAAGUGUGGCAGCUGUCAGACACCUGUACCUAUGCUAAGGUCAGCCAUCUCUUUGACAAUGAGGGCACUGUAGCUUUUGCUAUGUUCAUGGCAAUCUGGGCCACUACGUUCCUGGAGCUGUGGAAGAGAACCAAAGCCAGACAUGUUUCUCAAUGGAAGCUCUAUGACUGGUCUGAAGAAGAGGAGGAACUGAUUCUGGAUCUAGUCAACGAUCCAGACUGUACACCAAAACAGUUUGUACACUCCUACUUUCGAAGCACUGUGGUCCUCAUUUUGGUAACACUUAUGCUGAUGGUGAUCAUUGGUAUCGCUCAUGCUGUGGUGGUGUUUCGAGUGGUGAUCGCCCCCUUCCUGUCUAUGGUCAGCUGGGAGUUUAUGAGAGAAAACGCCAGCACAGUGGCUAUGAUGCUGGGAGCUGUGCUGCACUAUGUCACCAUUCAGGUCAUGACCCGGGUAAACAGCUGGGUUUCCCUCAAGCUGUGUGAUAUAGAGAAGACAAACUCCCAUGCUGCCAGAGAGAGGAGUUUCACAGUCAAGAUGUUCACCUUCCAGUUCUUCACCCUCUUCUCCUCACUCUUUUAUGUGGCCUUCUUCCUGGGCAGGAUAAACGGCCAUCCAGGAAACUAUGUGCGUAUAUUUCGUUGGAGACUGGAGGAGUGCCAUCCUAGUGGUUGUAUGACAGACCUCUUCAUCCAGAUGGCUGUGAUCAUGCUGCUCAAACAGAUUCUCAACAACAUUGUUGAGUUCACUGUGCCCUGGUUGAAGAACUGUCUGGGCAAACGCGCUGCAAGGAAGCUGGAGAGGAAGUGUAAUCGCUGUUACAGGAAGUCCUGUCGUGAUGAACAGGGACGUGUUGAACCAUGUGACACCUGCAAACUUCAGGACUGGAUGCGUAACUACCACCUGGUCAACACAGAUGCUUUCAGCCUUUUCAACGAGUUCCUGGAGAUGGUGAUCCAGUUCAGUUUCACCACCAUAUUUGUGGCAGCGUUCCCCCUCGCCCCUCUGAUGGCUCUCAUCAACAACAUCUUUGAGAUUCGCCUGGAUGCUAUAAAGAUGGUCCACUUGGAACGGCGGCUGGUUCCCAGGAAGACCAACCACAUUGGUGUGUGGAUUCAGGUGUUGGAGGUAAUCGGUGUGUUGGCAGUGAUCACUAACGGUCUGGUCAUUGGAGUGACAUCAGAUUUUGUCCCACGCCUCGUCUAUCGUUACCGUUUCGGCCCGUGCGUUAAUGGAACCACUCGCACACACUGCAUGGAGGGCUACAUUAAUGACACUCUGUCCACGGCCUUUCUGAGUCACCAGCAAGUUAAAGGUGACUUUUCUCCUGAUCAGAUGGACACAGGUUAUGGCUUCAAUGUCACAUCGUGCAGCUACAGAGACUACAGGAACAGUGAAGACCACAGUCUGACUUCUCAGUUCUGGUUGGUCCUAGCUGUGCGCUUUGCCUUCGUAAUCCUGUUUGAGCAUGUUGUGGUGGUGUGUAAGUUUAUAGCAGCCUGGUUCAUCCCUGACAAUCCCAUUAACGUGAAGAAUGAUCGCCUGCAAGACAAACUGAACCAGCUGAAGUCAGAGCUCCAAGAAAAGAAAGGCAACAGAUCAACAGAUGUUUGAUUUCUCACAGCUGACCUCACAUCUGCUCCCUCCCUGACUGUGAAACAGAUGGAUUUGUAUUUUUAUAAUAUUUCCUGUUGAAUCAAGAGGCUGGUCUGCAACUCCAUUGUAAUGCUGUGUAAAGGUUUCUGCAUCAUGGAAUUAUUGGACUUUUUAUUUCCUCCUGUAUUGUAUAUAACACACCAGCUGGCAGCCAUGCAAUGGUUUUGUAUUAAAAUCUAAGAAAAAAUUUUGUCAUUUAAUGUUAAUAGGUUAACUAAGUUAUGUAGUUAAAGGAGCAGUUCGACAGUUUCCUGACCAGACUUGGAGGAGAAUAGCUUUACUGAACAUUUUCCAGUAUCUCUAAAAGUGCUUAUUGUAUGUGUUCAAUAAGACAAAUGGUAUGCCCAGCACUUGUGGUCUGAAGCACGCAAUGUACACAGUGGUAUUGUAGGUAGUGGUCAGGUCAGAAUAACAGUUCACCUAACCCCCCGUCUCAAUGAACACUGACAUCGCAUCAUUCAGUAGCUCAGUGUAUCCCAUAAUUCACCACAGUUUGCUAGGCCACAUCUGUCUGGCUGUUAGUGGCAAGGAAUCUCUGAGCUGGUUUUACUGACUGUAAUCAUCUGGUAUAAAGACGUUUAAGGGUAACACUUUACAAUAAGGGAACAUUAAUUAACAAUACAUAAUGUAGUAAUAAGCAUUAAGGAUCUCUGAGCUUUAAUACAUUGUGUAAAUACCGUAAUAAACCAUUUGAUA